Messenger RNA from Dreissena polymorpha, 3011 nucleotides. RefSeq lists its product as uncharacterized. The record is from RefSeq and is a predicted model, not a curated record. The transcript has 9 exons. Lineage: Eukaryota; Metazoa; Mollusca; Bivalvia; Myida; Dreissenidae. The coding region runs from base 49 to 2394 and encodes 781 amino acids.
UGUGUCUGUCGUACGCUUUUGUUUUGUGAUGAUAUACUAACUUCAAACAUGGCGAAGAUAACAUUGCUUAUUUUCGGAAUAGUUGUAGCCUCUUGCAGUGCUCAGUUUGGAUUUAAUCGAAAUGAGCGCUUUCAGGAAAGGCAACAAUUCCCUUUGCCGCAACGCCAGACGCCGUUGCCUUUCCUGCACCCUUUCGUCGCAAAUCAACGGCAGCAACAACAGCCUCUGCGGCUAGAGCCGAGAUGGGACCAAAUGCAAUCAGUCGAGCCGUUCGGUGGGUUGAGUCCCCCAAGUGCAACGGAGAAGAAAUGCUUUACUCUGGCUCGUAGGCCUUUCUUCAUGACCCGUAUCGUGCAGUACCCAUGCGACAGGCGCACGCCAGGGAUGCAAGUUGUGCGGUCAUUCAUGGGACCAAUGGGCCCAAUAUGUAUGAGCUACAUCCGGGAACCUGUCUUCCGGUACUUCAAGAUCCCGGUCUGUUGCCCGGGUUACAUCGACCAAAGGGAAAAAUGCUUCCCUAUCAACAACAUGGGUCCAAUGGUUCCUCGGAUACCCCAACAGCAACCAGAACGCCAACAGGAGCCACAGAUGCCGCCCGUGCAUAACCACGAGCGCAUGAUGAACAUGGCAUCCAUGAUGCGCCAGGCGAUGGUGCACCGAGCACAGAAGGACAUGGCGCGCCGCCGAGCUAUGCUUCUCAUUGACAUGAGGAAUCGUAAUCAACAGCAGCAGCAGCAGUAUUUCAUGCCACAGCAACAGCGUGAUCAACCAGAACCGGAAAUGAGGAUGAUGCCCCAUAUGCCACAGGGUCCUCCGCCGAUGUCGCGCAUGUUCCACAUGUACAAUAUUCACAGGAACAUGAUGGAGCAGCGACGACAAGAGCAGCAACAGCAGCAGCAGCCACAACCAAGGAUCGCGUUCCUAAGGUUCCCUAGUCAUUCCACCCCACCAAUGCCACAUCCGGUAAAGCAGCCGCCACUGAACGGCGGACGUUUCAUAAGCCUCAUUCGCCGCCCAUUCAACCCCCAGUCACCGUUCCCGUUCGUGACACGCCCUUCACUCCCCGCCCCGCCCAUGUACAAUUUGAUGAACAUGAACAUGAAUACACCACCCAUGAUCAUGAAUGCCUCACCCAUGCGCCGCAUCAUACCAAGGAUAGUUCUCUCAACGAGGACCACCAUCAUCCCUCUGGCCAAGCUGCGGGAGUUCAACACCAACAUACAGAACGCGCCCACGCAGGAAGCGGCCCCAGUGAUGAAAUACACGCAGACGCCCGACCAGUCCGCAUCUCAGGAGCAGACUCCGUACGAAGCCUUAAGCAAGAAAGACGACAAAUUCCCGACUAUUCCUGAGCCAAAACCGCAGGACAGCAUGUUCCAAGCCGACGGAUUUCAAGGCGUUUAUCCGCACUUUGGUGGUGGCCCCGAUAGCGAGGCUUUCCAGGAGACGUCUACUGACGGCUUCCAGGACGUCGAGCUUCCGCAAAUGCCCGUCGAGAUGCCGGACCUGAUCAUGGAACAAGCUCCUCCCAAUACAUUGAACCAGGAGUCGUGCAUAGUGCAGCUCGAGUCCGCCGUGAAGACGUGCCUCAAGGAUAAUGGAAUUGACGUGCCUGACGUCAUGUCCGCCUUUGAACCGUUCAACGAGGACAAGUCCAGACUCCUUUGCGCAUCGGAGGACGCAAUUUUCAAGUGCAUCUCGGAUGCGCUGCAGAAGUGCGGCCAAAAGAACGACGUCAGUUUGGCACGUGACAUGCUCCUGGAGACUGCGCAGACGGUCAAGAGCAUGUGCGACCUCAGAGAGGCUAACGUACCGGAAGUCCGACCUGACACCGCCUCCCCGGCCGCCUCCACUGCGGACACUUCCGUGGAAAACGUGGACGCUCUGCCAGCAACCGACGUCAAACUGGCCGCCAUCGCCGAAAAACCUCAAGUAAAGUCCGCCACCCCGGAAAAGAUCAUGGCAGUCAAAUCCACAGCCCACACUGAAGACGCACCGGCACCGGAAGCCGCUGCCAUCGAUCACCACGUGCAGGAAGCCAUUCAGCACGAAGUACACGUGCAGGAAGUCCGCAUUAAGGAGUACCUGGUUCCCAUCCUGCUCGGCGCCGGCGUCGGUUUCAUCGCGCUCGUGCUCGUCGUGUCCCUGAUCGUCUGCUGCUGCUGCAAGCGCCGCCUGAACAAGAAGAUGAAGAUCGCCAAGGAGUGUGAGAAGCCCCCUCUACAGGAUGCGAUUUUCACUAUCGGCAUCGCCCCACCCACUUAUGAGACACACGGCAUCCCUCCCAUGUACUACGAGGAGGCAAAGGGGGUGAAGAUCACCGCCGGAAGCCCCGCAGUCGUCGCCGGCACCGACGCCGAGCUAGUCGAGGCCGGAAACAACACACAAAUAUAGACAAUGAAAUUGGUGACGCGCGCCAAGGCAUCGUGCGGAUGAAUUUGAAUAUUUUCAAUCGUUUUACUAUUAUUUGCAGACAAAUACUUUUAUAAGGCUCACUUUUUACUAUGUUUUGACAUUGCUCGAUCAUUAUAAUCUUUAUCAAAAAACCUUUCCUUUCUGGAAAUAUAUUCGAUUGUCUUGCUGGUAUUUUUUAAACAAACAAAUGUUUGGAGGAAGCUCAAUUAUUCGUGGGCUUACACUAAUAGUAAUAUAUGUGAAUAAUCAUAACACAAUAUGUUACAGUUUAUGAUACAUUUUUAUAUAGAAUAUAGAACUGCAUGUGUAGCUACUAUAGAUUGACCUAAUGUCUGCUUGCAACGUUGUAAUUCGCAACAAUCCUGUAAGGUAUGUUUAGUAGUCUUUUAGAACAGAAUCUCUUAGAUCUCUUGGACAAAACAUGAUAUAUGUUUUAUACAAUCAAAAUGAUUCUCGAUAUAGUUUUCAUUCUUCUUGUUGGCUGUUGGUGUUUUACUUCAAAAGCAAUGAUCUUACUAGUCACAAGUAUUUAAUCUAGUCACAAGUAAAUGGAAUUUUAUUGUUGGAUAUUUACCAAUAAAACCAUGGAAAAAUGA